GAGAAAACGCACGUGCAAGCUCGGACGAGAUGGCUCGGCGAGGCACCCAAAGUGCGCAAGGAAACCUCAUGGGCGGCAAUGUGAACAACCAGAACGACUACCUUCAGAAGAUACUGGCAGAGGUGGACCCCAAGUUCGUCCUUCAGCCGGGAGUGGAGGAGCUGCUCAUGGACAUGGCGACAGAUUUCGUGCACGACGUGACGUCUGCGAGCGGUCGGUUGGCCAAGCACCGUCGAGCGACGCAAGUGGACGCAAAGGACAUGCAACUCGUGCUGGACAAGAGCUACGGCAUUUCCGUGGCGGCGAAGAAGAAGCUGCACGCCCCCUCGAACAAGCCAAAGCCCGCCAAAACCUCUGUCCACAUGCAUCGUGUGGCGCUCAAGCGUAAAAUUCUCACCGCCGUCCACGCGCAAAAGAAGAAAGCCAACAAGACGUAGCAUCCCAACUCUUGCAGCACGUCCAUCGCGGGAUAUAUCCGGCGCAUUUGUAUAACAUCAACAACCCACCUGUAUAUGCA
Molecule: messenger RNA, 517 nt
Organism: Aphanomyces astaci
Lineage: Eukaryota; Oomycota; Saprolegniomycetes; Saprolegniales; Verrucalvaceae
Exons: 1
Coding region: 30-437 (135 amino acids)
Biological process (GO): RNA polymerase II preinitiation complex assembly; DNA-templated transcription initiation
Cellular component (GO): transcription factor TFIID complex; SAGA complex; SLIK (SAGA-like) complex
Molecular function (GO): DNA binding; TBP-class protein binding; protein heterodimerization activity
Source: RefSeq, a predicted model, not a curated record